ACUGAACGUCCUGUGCAAGUUUCAGGUCACAUGAUCAAGGUCAAAGGUCAUUUAGGGUCAAUGAACUUUGGCCAAAUUGGGGUAUUUGUUGAAUUACAGCCAUAAAUUUGAAAGUGUGUUGGUCUAGUUCAUAAAACUUGGACAUAAUAGUAAUCAAGUAUCACUGAACAUCCUGUGCGAGUUUCAGGUCACAUGAUCAAGGUCAAAGGUCAUGUAAGGUCAAAGAACUUUGGCCACGUUGGGGGUAUUUGUUGAAUUGCCAUCAUAUCUCUAUAAGUGUAUUGGUCUAGUUCAUAAAACGUGGAAAUAAGAGUAACCAAGUAUCACUGAACAUCUUGUGCGAGUUAUAGUAGUUUUCAAAAUCAGCACUGCUGCUAUAUUGAAUCGCGUGAUGCAGGUGAGACGGCCAGAGGCAUUCCACUUGUUCUUUUAUUUUCCCGGUGAAAUCCGCCAGGGGGCCGGGGCAACUUGCCCCCCUGCCCCCCCCCCCCCCCCCCGCCUGUUACGCCACUGGGUAGGACUUCGGACACAUCCACACAUAAACAUCUCCAACUAUAGUGAGUACACUAUAACUACCCCAACAUUCACCUUCAAUCUAAAAAACACAAGGUUUGAGGAUGUAUUAAUUCCCUGUAGGGGCAAUGCAUAUCCUCUCACCACCCAAAUUUUCUGAUCAACAACUGUCCCUUUUCCAGCCAAACGUUCUCUGCUCUUUAAUUAAUGAUUAACAUGGGCAGUGAAACCUGAUCUUAUAUCCUCGAUCAGCAUCCUAACAUAGCUUCAAACCACUAUACGGUUGUACCUCUCUAUAAAAAAACGCCCAUUAUCAACCACAAUACAAUCCAUGAAAUAAGCACAAUUUGAACACAAAACAAAACCAAAAAGCCUGUGUAUCCAUUGACAUCUUUUAUGAUUGAUAAUAUAUCCACGCAUAAAGGAUUUGGACAUGUUCAAAACCAUUACCCCUAUGACGUGCCCUCCAUGCCAUAAACCUUCAUUCAUUCACUCACUCGAGUGAGUGAAUGAUUUGUACGUAUCUUACCAUCACUCACUUAAUUGGUAGACGUCACUCAUGACCUCAUAUACCCCCACCCCAUGUGCGCCACAAAUUCUACAUCCUACACAUACUAUAAUAGCCCCCUUUCAGCUCACCAAACGCAACAUAUGUUAUUCAUAUCUGGUUCCAAAAUACACUGGAUUUGAACAGGGUUAAAGCAAACCUUUCAUAUCGAACUAGUAUCCCGGCUACACGUACAAUCAUAUAAAUAAGGGACGGUGGGUUUCUACUGAAUAGUUCGUCACCAAGAACACCACAGGGCCUGAAAGAUAUUGUCCGUAUAUAAUCGAUAUUCAAGUUGCACCGCACAGGUUGCGUUGCGGCCGUUCCCACGUUGGUAGCCGAACAAUCUUAUUCCAUACUACAGUAUUGGGAUGAUACGUCAUGCGUCAGGCAGUCUGAGCUCUUCAUCCAACUAUUCCAGAUAGGUUGUGAAUUGUGUCAAGAUGAUGGAGAGUGUGUCAUCUAAAUGGAUUUCUGUAUUCUUUGCUAUGUCAUUUAUCCAGAUUGGUUUUGGACAUAAGAUAUUAAUGAAUGCCAUCCUCGGUGAGGGAAGCCAUUUUUUAUGUGCAGCCUCUGUUGGAGAACGUCUUGUUGAGCAGGGUCAUAAUGUAACGUUUCUUAUCAGCAAUGCCUACGCCCACAGGGCCACUGAUCCCAAAUUCUCGCAACUAUUUGAAUUUGUAAUAUUUCGUCAUCCUAUCCCGGUGCAGAAAGUUCAUGAACAAUUCAAUGCUUUUAAUGAACGUGCUUUCAUGCCUGCUUCUGCCCAGAUGUGGACCCUAGCCGAGGUGAUGAGAGACGGUAGAGCUAAUGAUUGCGACGCCUUACUCUCUGAUCUUAAUAUCAUGGAUCAUUUUCAAAGUGCUAAUUACAGUGUAAUAAUCUCAGACAUCGGUUGGAUGUGCCCUCUAAUUAUUGCUAAUCGGUUUAAUAUACCUCAUAUAGCUUUGUCAGCUGUAUCUUCACCAUGUAUGGUAACCGCGUUAGUUGGAUCUGAUAAUUCCCCAGCCUACGUUCCACAAAUAUUUAGUGGUCUUUCUAAUAAACUGAACUUUAAGGAACGUGUCCAAAACUCGAUUGCACAAUUAUUCAUCAUACUUUUUGGAAUGUACUUUCGCCGACCAUACGAUGAAAUUAAAGUAAAACAUAACAUCAUAUCAGAUACUUCCAUCGAGCAGCUUUUUGCUCAGAGUGAAUUAUUUUUGGUAAAUAGUGAUUUUGCGGUGGAAUUUCCAUGCGCCAUACCUCCUAAUGUUAUUCCUGUAGGGGGUCUUACAACAAGACCAUCAAAUGCACUUCCGGAAGAACUUGAAAAUUUCAUGCAAAGCUCUGGAGAGAACGGUGUCAUCGUGUGCACCAUGGGCACCUAUUUCACUUCAGUUCCUAUUCAAGUCAUCAGAGAUUUCAUCAAUGCUUUCGCACGUCUUCCCCAAAAGGUAAUUUUCCAAUUACAAGGCACCCCGACUGGUAUUAACCUGCCUCCCAACGUGAAGACGUUGCCAUGGUUACCGCAAAAUGACCUCUUGGGUCAUGAAAAGACCCGUGCUUUUUUAUACCAAGGAGGAAAUAAUGGUUUUUAUGAAGCACUUUACCACGGUGUACCAAUUGUUGUUAUACCUAUCCAUGGUGAUCAGUACGACACAGGUGCUAAGGUUAGUGCUCAUCAAAUCGGCAUCACCAUCGAUAAACUCACACUAACAGAAAAUAAAAUACAUGAUGCACUUCAUGACGUCAUCACCAAUGAAACUUUUCAGAGGAACAUGGACAGAUUAUCGGGCAUGUUUGUUGAUCGACCAAUGCUUCCUUCUCAGAAGGCAGCCUUCUGGGUGGAUCAUAUCAUCAAACAUGGUGGAGCACAGUAUCAAGUACCUAUUGUUAACCUAAAUUUUAUUGAACGAAACCUUGUAGAUGUAUCAAUUUUCUUCAUUGCUUGCCUCGCUGUUUUAUCAGUUUUCCUGAUAUUAAUAGGAAGGACUUGCUAUAGAGUCAUACAUACGAUGUCAAAAGUAAAAGCGGACUAAAUUGUAAUAUAUAUGCUUAUAUUUUUUUAUUUCUCUGCAAACAUUCUUACAAAACAGUAAUUUUAUGUAUAUAAAAUUUUUUAUAACCAAAUCAAUACAACUUUAAGUGCCUUUGAAGUGUCAAAUCACUACCAGAGAACAUUAGGUGGGAAAUAACAGCUCCUUCGUUAUAUUCAGGAUUUCAAAACAGUAAUUUCCUACAGUGCGUAAUUUAUGUGAAUAUAAUUCAGGGAGUAGAAUAUUUUGCAUUUAAGUGCCUUUUCUAUAGCAUGAAAAUGCACUAUAGGUAUGGAAUGUCAGUCGAUAUUCAUUUAUAUCACUGUUUACCUCUAGACAUUCAAUGAAUAUAGUCUCAAAUGUGAUAUCUAUAGAUGUAGUAUAUUACAUCUUUCUAACAUUCUACUGAAGACUAAAAAUUAAACUUUAUCAAACAAAUAUAUUCAAGAUGAAGUUUCUCUUAUAGGUAGCUAGAAACCGGAACCAUGUUUUUAGAUGAACUAUUCUUGGGAUCCAUAGAUGGAUUCUGGGUUCUGCUACAAAAUAUCUCACAAUCUUUUCGAUGAAAUUACAAAUGUACAUAAAUCAACCGUUUUAGUAAUCAAGCCCAUGUAUAAACAUGCAUUUACCAUACAAAGUCCCCUCAUAAUCUCCAGGACGUAUUUGCAGAUGACUAAGUCUUAUAAAACAGUAUCAAAACGCUUACGUAAGUUACAUGUUUAAGUCUGAGUAAAAAUUGCUACAUUACUAUUUUGCAAAUUGUCCGCAUUGAACAAGCUUCAAUUAUAGAAAUAUCAAAACGGCAUUUAGGAAUAUCAACUAAAAUGGUAGUUCAGUUAAUGUCAAUACAUCUAAAAGAUGCCGAUUGGAGGUAAAUACAAUGGUGUGAGAUGUUUGCCAAAGAAUUUCCUCUUUUUCCCUCUUUGACAAUAAGUGCAGAUUGAAUUAUGCUGAUUAUAUUACUUCAAUUUCUAUAAAACUUUAUCUGUAGCUUGUGAAAGGCCCUUGCAUAACAAUAAUCAGCAUUUUCUAUUGAUAAAUUGACAAAUAUCAUUUAUUAUAAGCUGUAACAUUCCGUGAAAUUAAAAGAAAAUUUCAAAUACUUAACAAGGCUAGAAUAGAAUAGGCCUAUAUAUUUUACAGAUAGUUCAAAGCAAACGAAUUUAGAGAGAAAACUUCUUCACGUUUAUUUUACAGUGCUUAUAGUGUUUAAUCAUGUAAUUUUAAAUUCACAUGAGAAUAUAAUUUCAUAUAUUUGCUUUCAGAAGUGUACUUUUUAUAAGCAUUGUGUAGAAUAAGUAUUUGAGUUGCCCUAUUCAGGGACUGUCUGUCAUGGUUGGUUGACUGUGGACCAUUUUCCGGAUGAAAGUUAAAGGUCAAGUCCACCCCAGAAAAUUGUUAAUUUGAAUCGAUAGAGAAAAAUCAAACAAACAUAACGCUGCAAAUUUCAUCGAAAUCGGAUGUAAGAUAAGAAAGUUAUGACAUUUUUCAGUUUCGCUUAUUUUUCACAAAACAGUUAAAUGAACAACUCAGCGAUAUGCAAAUGAGAGAGUCGAUGAUGUCCAUCACUCACUAUUUCUUUUUUUUUUUUAUUGUUUGAAUAAUACAAUAUUUCAAUUUUUACAAAUUAGACAAAAAGGACCAACUUAACUUUACCAUAAACUGUUAAAAUAAUGACAAUUCCACAUGUUCAGGGAGAAAUAAAACUUUGUUUCACUUGUCAAGGAGGAGAAAAUUAGAAUAUUUAAUAUUUCAUAUAAUAAAAUACAAAAUAAAUAGUGAGUGGGUGACGUCAUCAGUCUGCCAAUUUGCAUACCGACCAGGAUGUGCAUAAUUAUAACUGUUUUGUGAAAUUAAGCGAAACUUAAAAAUGUCAUAUAACUUUCUUAUUUUGCAUCCGAUUUUGAUGAAAUUUUCAGUGUUUUGCUUGUUGGAUUUUUCUCCUUUUUUCAAAUCAACUUUUUGUUGGGGUGGACUUGUCCUUUAAAGAAUGUCAAAGAUUCGUUGAUAUCAUCAAUGUUAACAUGGAACAUUUCAUACUUGCGUUGGUGCGAAUUUGAUAGUCAAACUGAUCCUAUAUACCACACAACGCACAUAAACUAUUUUUGAAGAUAUAUUAUUAUGGCAGUGGCGGAUCCAGGAGGGGGCACAUUCGGUCUGUACGUGCCCCCCCCCCCCCUCCUCUUCGAGGGGCAUAACAAAUAUUUGUUAGGAAAAUAUGCGGUGCAUAUACGCAAGUGAGGACCCCCUUUUUUUUUUUUGCUUGUCAAAUAUUUCCUGGCAUAAAUCACCAUAAAUUGGGAGUGAAGACAUUUUUUUCAGGGGGAGGGGGGGGGGGGCUUGUAAAUUAUGUUCGAAAAUACCACCUCCCCCUUGAAAAAACCUAGAUCCGCCCCUGAUUUACGGUACCUUUAUUAUAAAUAUAUCCUAUAUCCGCAUCAUCCACCUGUUUUGAGCAAAAUAUAUGUAUACCGUAUGGGCACUAGUAUUCAACCUGGCAUAAUUCAAAGAUUUUGACAUAUUCCCCCAAAUAUUUAGAAAUAGGGAAUUUAUCUUAAUUUCAUACCUUUGUUAUUUCCAGGGUAAUCUGUUGUCGGUAUUUUCUUUAUCAAUCUGUCGACUGUGUGCGCGGAGGAUCGAAUUAUGCGGCGAUGGCCUCUUGCACUGAAUGGCACUAGUAUUCAACCUAGUGAGGAUAGAUAGCGAAUCUCAAAAUGGUUUAGAUUGCUAAAUUAAGCCCCUUUCACAAUUGACGUACGACCUGUUUACGACCACCUGCAACAGUUUUUUCUUGUUGUUGCACGAUCGAUCCCUUGGUGUCUUGCGAGCACUCGCAGUCGUUGUAGACGAUCGCACAAACUCGAGGUGGUCGGAGGUGAUCGUGACUGGUCGCAUCUGAACUUUGAACAUGUUCAAAAUCCAAACGCGAUCAAAUACGAUUGAUUCACUCGCAACAGGUCGUACCAUCGGUCGGGCGAUCAUCGUGUGAGUGUUGUUCAACGUUGUACGACUUGGUGCGAGAGGUGGCACAACUAAGUAUAGUCGCAUUUAGUCGACUGGAGGUCGUACAACACUUGCACAUGUGCUGGAGACCUACAGAGACCAGUCUUGCGACUGGGUGCGAUAAUAUGAGACUGUUGCAAGACCGAUCGAAAUUACGGCUUACUACAUUCCACUACCGUUGCAUUCGCAUGUAUGCGACCGUUCAGCCCCUUUCACAAUUGACGUCCGACCAGUUUACGACCGCCUGCAACAUUUUUUUCUUGUUGUUGCACGAUCGAUCUCUUGGUGUCUUGCGAGCACUCGCAGUCGUUGUAGACGGUCUUACGAACUCGAGGUGGUCGUGACUGGUCACAUCUGAACUUUGAACAUGUUCAAAAUCCGAACGCGAUCAAAUACGAUCGAUUCACUCGCAUCAGGCCGUACCCGGGGUCGUACCAUCGGUCGGGCGAUCAUCGUGCGAGCGUUGUUCAACGUUGUACGACUUGGUGCGAGAGGUGGCACAAUUAAGUGGUCGCAUUUACUUGACUGGAGGUCGUGCAACACUUGCACAUGUGCAAGCGACCUACAUGUACAGAGACCUGUCUUGCGACUGGUUGCGAUAAUAAUAUGGGCCAUAAGACUGUUGCAAGACCGAUCGCAACGGCUUACAACAUUGCACUACCGUUUCAUUCGCAUGUAUGCGACCGUUCCACUCGCAAUCCCUCGUGCAACACUCGCAUGUGAUCGCACGAGCAUAAUAAGAGCAUAUUCGACUUACUCGUGCAACGGGGUUUACUGGUUGUUUUUGUUGUACGACAGCUGUUGCAACUGUGAAAGCCUCUGUGCGAUCUUAUGAGAUGACUAGCGAUUGAUGCCUGUUGCAGCCUGUCGCACGACCAAAAGGUCGCAAAUGGUCGUACGUCAAUUGUGAAAGGGGCUUUAGAUCUAGAUCUAUGUAAGUCUCUGGCUUUGAUUAAUUCCCUGUUUGGUCUCAUCUCAAAUGGUCUAGUCCUUAGUCGGAUGGGACAAUGGCAGAUUGAGAGACAGGUCCAUCUUUCAUCGCUAGGUUGAAUACUAGUGCCGACGGAUUGAAUACUAGUGCCAAAAACCAUCGCCGUAUAAUUCGAUCACCCGCGCCAACAGUCGACGGGUUGAAGAAAAAAAUUACGAAAAAAUAAUAACCAUCAUUUGCUCUUGGAAAUAAGACGGGUCUGAAAUACAGGUAAAUUUUAUAUUUCUAUAUAUUUGAGGAAACUCUCGAAACGGGUUGAAUACUAGUGCCCUUACGGUAUAUGAACUUUUAUAUUCUCUAGCUUUCCGGAACACCUCAAUUUAUUAGUGACAGAAUGUGACAAAAUAUCCUACAUAAUUUCAAAUCAGUUAAAUAAAUUUAUUUAACACAAUAAA
Lytechinus pictus (painted urchin) is the source of this 7467-nucleotide messenger RNA. Its product is annotated as UDP-glucuronosyltransferase 2B23-like. The coding region runs from base 1504 to 3081 and encodes 525 amino acids. The record is from RefSeq and is a predicted model, not a curated record. Gene Ontology annotation, molecular function: UDP-glycosyltransferase activity. Lineage: Eukaryota; Metazoa; Echinodermata; Echinoidea; Temnopleuroida; Toxopneustidae. The transcript has a single exon.